Molecule: messenger RNA, 519 nt
Organism: Pieris macdunnoughi
Lineage: Eukaryota; Metazoa; Arthropoda; Insecta; Lepidoptera; Pieridae
Source: the annotation of a GenBank genome assembly
AUGUUAAAAGACAUAAGUACUAAAGAAAAUAAUGCAGUAUACUCUACAUAUGUUUUAAGUUUAUAUAAUCUUUUUAUUUUAAUUUAUAUAUCACAGUCAGAAAAUCUUAUGUAUCCACCCACUUGGGAUAAUUUAGUUAAAUUAGAAGAUACGAUUAAUGUUAAAUCAUACAUGAUAGACAGGAAAAUAACUUUUGUAUUAGAGGUAGCUUUAAUAACCAAUUCAACUUAUAGUAAUAAAAUCCUUGCAAACAAGUCUCUGAGGAAAAUUAUCUCUGCACACAAGAAAACAGGGGCACCGUAUCCUGAAACGACAUGCAUUGAGGAGCUGAUGACCUUCAAGGAAAACCCAUCCAACUGUGACCAGAAUACAGUAAUUAUAGAAGAGCGUUCAUAUACAGAAAAUAUGUCAUCAGAACGUAUCCCAUCCAUUAAGCUGCUGGAGUUACAGUCAACAGUGAACUCUAAGGAAAAUCAGAAUCCAGUAAACUUACAAGGAAUGGAGCUCAGUGACCGGUAA